Elephantulus edwardii (Cape elephant shrew) is the source of this 2224-nucleotide messenger RNA. RefSeq names its product collagen, type X, alpha 1 (gene COL10A1). Gene Ontology annotation, molecular function: protein binding. NCBI's taxonomy places the organism in Eukaryota, Metazoa, Chordata, Mammalia, Macroscelidea, Macroscelididae. The record is from RefSeq and is a predicted model, not a curated record. The transcript has 2 exons. Bases 13 to 2055 code for a protein of 680 amino acids.
UCAUCUGAAAAUAUGCUGCCACAAAGAGCCUUUUUGCUGCUAAUGUCAUUGAACUUGGUGCAUGGAGUGUUUUAUGCUGAACGAUACCAAACACCCACAGGCAUAAAAGGCCCACAACCCAACACCAAGACACAAUUCUUCAUUCCCUACACCAUAAAGAGUAAAGGUAUACCAAUAAGAGGAGAGCAAGGUGUUCCUGGACCAGCAGGCCCAACUGGACCCCGAGGACACCCAGGUCCUUCUGGACCACCAGGAAAACCGGGUUAUGGAAGUCCUGGACCCCAAGGAGAGCCAGGGUUGCCAGGACCCCCAGGACCAUCAGCCACUGGGAAGCCAGGUGUCCCAGGACUUCCAGGAAAACCAGGAGAGAGAGGACCAUACGGGGCCAAGGGUGACAUUGGGCCAGCUGGUUUACCAGGACCCCGGGGUCCUCCAGGGCCACCUGGAAUCCCUGGCCCAGCUGGAAUUUCUGUGUCAGGAAAACCUGGACAACAGGGACCUACAGGAGCACCAGGACCCCGAGGUCCUCCUGGAGAAAAGGGUACUCCCGGAGUUCCUGGUAUGAACGGACAGAAGGGGGAAUCAGGAUAUGGUGCUCCUGGCCGCCCAGGUGAGAGGGGCCUUCCAGGCCCUCAGGGGCCCGUGGGACCACCUGGCUCUCCUGGAGUAGGCAAAAGAGGUGAAAAUGGGUUUCCAGGACAGCCAGGUAUCAAAGGUGAGCGAGGUUUUCCAGGAGAAAGGGGACCCACUGGCCCACCAGGUCCACAAGGUCCUCCUGGAGAACGAGGAUCAGAAGGUAUUGGAAAGCAAGGACCUCCUGGAUCUGCAGGGCAGCCAGGAAUCCCAGGAGCAAAAGGUCAUCCCGGAGUUCCAGGAAUGGCUGGGCCCCCAGGGCCUCCUGGCUUUGGGAAACCAGGUUUGCCAGGCAUGAAAGGACAAAGAGGACCUGCUGGCCUUCCAGGGGGUCCUGGUGCCAAAGGGGAGCAGGGGCCAGCUGGCCAUCCAGGGGAGCCAGGUCUGACUGGACCUCCUGGAAAUAUGGGGCCCCAAGGACCAAAAGGCAUGCCAGGCAACCAUGGUAUCCCAGGCUCUAAAGGUGAGCCAGGGCCAGCAGGGCCUGCGGGACAGCCUGGGGCUAAGGGAGAAAGAGGCUUCCCCGGCUCAGAUGGAAAACCAGGAUAUGCAGGAGAACCAGGUCUCAAUGGUCCAAAGGGUAACCCAGGUUUACCAGGCCCAAAAGGUGACCCUGGAGUGGGUGGUUCUCCAGGUCUUCCAGGUCCAAUGGGCCCAGCAGGAGCUAAAGGAGUGCCAGGAAAUAAUGGUGAGCCUGGCGUAAGAGGUACCCCCGGAAUUCCAGGCACUAGAGGCCCUAUGGGACCUCCAGGCAUGCCGGGAGUCCCUGGUUCUAAAGGAGACCCAGGAAACCCAGGUCUUCCAGGCCCAGCUGGGGUAGCUGUUAAGGGUCUCAGUGGACCGACUGGGCCAGCAGGACCUCCAGGCCCAAGGGGCCAUGCUGGAGAACCUGGUCUACCAGGUCCCCCAGGUCCCCCAGGUCCCCCAGGUCAAGCAGCUUUGCCUGAGGACUUCAUAAAGGCAGGCCAAAGGCCCAGUCUUUCUGGAACCCCUCUUGUUGGUGCCAAUCAGGGUAUUACAGGAAUGCCUGUGUCGGCUUUUACUGUCAUUCUUUCCAAAGCUUACCCAGCAAUAGGCACUCCCAUUCCCUUUGAUAAGAUUUUGUAUAACAAGCAACAACAUUAUGACCCACGGACUGGAAUCUUCACCUGUAGUAUACCAGGAAUAUACUAUUUCUCCUACCACGUGCAUGUGAAAGGGACCCAUGUUUGGGUAGGCCUGUAUAAGAAUGGCACCCCCGUGAUGUACACUUAUGAUGAAUAUACCAAAGGCUACCUGGAUCAGGCUUCAGGGAGCGCCAUCAUCGACCUCUCUGAAAAUGACCAGGUGUGGCUCCAGCUGCCCAAUGCUGAGUCAAACGGCCUGUACUCCUCUGAAUAUGUCCACUCCUCUUUCUCAGGAUUCCUAGUGGCUCCCAUGUGAGACAGACCUGGCAAGUUGAUCUCAAUCUUCUGCUUGAAAAGGCAUUUCCCAACCCAUCCUACCCCACAAAAUACACGCAGAGGUAGGCUGAAAACAAUGUGAGUGGCUUCGUUUCAUUGUCCAAAAUACAGGUUUGAGCUAUUAGAACAACAAUUGUGCUCCCUGAAAA